Oryza sativa Japonica Group (Japanese rice) is the source of this 738-nucleotide messenger RNA. RefSeq lists its product as uncharacterized. The record is from RefSeq and is a predicted model, not a curated record. NCBI's taxonomy places the organism in Eukaryota, Viridiplantae, Streptophyta, Magnoliopsida, Poales, Poaceae.
GCUGGGUAGCUUGAAUUUCAAACAUAGAGCCAUUGAGUGUGCCCACUGCGCAGUCUACACACUGCACAGCAACACACAUGGCCUCCAUCAAACUCUCCCUCGCAUGUGUCCUCCUAAUCUCAGGCCUCGUGAUGCUGGAGAGGAUCGAGCACACUGAAGCGGUCUGCACACUGUUCUGCGCUAAAGGGACGUACAUCACCUGCAGCAACCAUCCAUACGAGCAGCUCUACGGGUGCGCCUGCAGAUGCGCGCCGCCGGAUGGCGUCGACUGCGUCGUCCAUCUCGCCGACGGCUCCACGCAGCAGUGCUGAUCGGAAAACGCAGGGAAAGGAUGGUGUCGUCGUCGCUCUUCCACUUGCACGUUCUUGUGUGUGUCACUGUAUGUGAAUUACUUCAUCUGUCCUAAAAUAUAAAGACUUUUAAUUGGAUGCGAUAUAUUUCAGUACUACGAAUCUGAAUAUACUCGUAGUAUUAGGACGUGUUCCAUCUAGCUAAAAACUCUUAUAUUCUAGGACGGGGGGAGUAAGUGGCUGCACGAAACCUGUGUGAGUCGUGUGGCCAUACGUGUGCCUCCUUUGUGUCACUCCUUAAGGUGUGUUCGGAACUCCAAAUUCCCAAAUGCUGUAAUAAAACGAUCAAGAGGAAUCCUGCAUGGCUGCCUCUUGCUUCCUUUGUGUCACAGCUUGACAAGCUUCUGUAUAUGUACUAUGUUCGGUCAUAAAUAUUUAACUUCUAUAA